This is a messenger RNA of Sitodiplosis mosellana (orange wheat blossom midge), 901 nucleotides long. RefSeq lists its product as uncharacterized. Lineage: Eukaryota; Metazoa; Arthropoda; Insecta; Diptera; Cecidomyiidae. The transcript has 4 exons. The record is from RefSeq and is a predicted model, not a curated record. Bases 104 to 676 code for a protein of 190 amino acids.
ACUGUCAACGUUUGCGGAAGAAUCGGCUUGUCUUCCGAGAUUCAUCAACAUAAUAUUAUUUUAUACAACGUAUCGUAGGAAAUAUUUCGUUUUAUUUUUCAAAAUGAAUCAAUUUAUCGGUGUUGCGUUUGUUGUUUGCAUUUUACAAUUGAUUACAGUGAUUGAAUGCAAAACAGAAAUCCCAACCAAACACGAAAAGCUGGUGACUUUUAUAAAAGUCGACUAUGAGAUUAACAAAAAUUUGAUGAGUAUGAAAGUCGAUUUGAAAAAUAAUACAAAUGGCCGCCCAACUGUUGAUCUUGAUGCUGAAUUAUUCACCGAAAUACCAGAUGAGUUAUAUAUAAACAAUAUCAUCUCGAGACGAGUUUCACAAUUGGAAUAUCAUGCUUUGAUAAAAACGGGCCGAUUAAGUUUGUGUGAUUUCUUCAAGAACUCCGAUCGGGAGCCCUUUUUGAAAACAUUGUUGAGAAAUUUGGAAACAUUCGGUCACAUGAUGUUCAAUUGCCCAGUGAAAAAGGGCAAAUAUUACUUGAAGGAUUUCUAUAUGGAUACAAAUACGUUGCCAUCUUUUACGCCAACGGGUGAUUAUCGCGUGGAUUUUGCUGUGACGAGAAAAGAGAAGGAUGCAUACGUUCCAAUAUAUCGAAUGCUUUGGUAUGCGACGGUAUCCUACUAAGAAAAAGUGAUUCGUUUCAGCACAAGCGAGUUCAUACACAUUCACUGGUGUGUGUGUGUGUGCUUUUGUAAUCCAAAGAGAAAAAAACAUAUGUUUUGUCCUAGUAAAAUAAAUAGUCGUCAUGAACAAGAUUUUUUGUGCUUUUCAUAAGAAUAACUGACGACAAAGAAAAAAAAUUGUAAUUCAUGUGUGCAAUAAAUCAAUGAGUUCGUGAUCACACUUGCA